Racocetra fulgida is the source of this 191-nucleotide messenger RNA. The record is from the annotation of a GenBank genome assembly. NCBI's taxonomy places the organism in Eukaryota, Fungi, Glomeromycota, Glomeromycetes, Diversisporales, Gigasporaceae.
GGGAAAAAAAACUUCACCUAGAGGAACUCAAUACGUCAGUAUCAAAGAUUAUAUUGCCCAUUAGGGUUGUUGUCACUUCAGCAGAAUCCAAAAUGAUAAAAAAAAGAAAGGAAGAUAAGAAAAUACCUUAUCUAGAGAAACCUGAAAUGUCAAUAUUCAUGACUACUUAUCCAUCAGAGUUUUCACCUUCA